Molecule: messenger RNA, 1861 nt
Organism: Elaeis guineensis (African oil palm)
Lineage: Eukaryota; Viridiplantae; Streptophyta; Magnoliopsida; Arecales; Arecaceae
Product: probable aspartyl aminopeptidase
Biological process (GO): proteolysis
Molecular function (GO): zinc ion binding; aminopeptidase activity
Source: RefSeq, a predicted model, not a curated record
AGACGACGGGUAGAAAAGAUGAGAUCGAACUCUCUCUACGGUAUUCAGUCUAGCUAGCCCAAUAGUAGCGAGAGCAAACGGAGUGAUGGCUCUGAGUCGUCUCCAGCUCCUCAAGCCUCCGCAUCCCUCUCCAUUAUUAUUCCCCACCAUCUCAUCUCCUCCUCGUCUUCUCUCCCAGUCCCGCUCGCUUGCCAAGGGCUUCUCCACCCGUCGUCUCUUCUGCUCCCAAUCGGAUGGGUCGCUCGAGGAUUCGGGCGCGGGGGAGAGCUCUCCGUCUAUAGUGGGCGAUCUUCUGGAUUACCUCAAUGAAUCUUGGACUCAGUUUCACGCCACUGCUGAAGCGAAAAGGCAACUGAUUGCAGCUGGAUUCCGUUUGCUAAAUGAGAACGAUGAUUGGGACCUGCAGCCGGGAGGGCGCUACUUCUUCACGCGGAACAUGUCCUCUUUGGUUGCUUUUGCAGUCGGAGAAAAAUACAAUGUUGGCAGUGGGUUUCAUGUAAUUGCUGCUCACACAGAUAGCCCAUGCUUGAAACUGAAGCCCAGAUCUGCAUCCUCCAAGUCUGGGUUUCUGAUGGUAAAUGUGCAGACAUACGGAGGAGGCCUAUGGCACACAUGGUUCGAUAGAGAUCUAAGUGUAGCUGGAAGAGUUAUCCAAAAAGCUAGUGAUGGUUCCUUUGUGCAUAAGCUUGUCAGAGUGAGGAGACCUUUACUGCGUAUACCAACACUGGCCAUACAUCUUGACCGCACAGUGAACACAGAAGGGUUCAAACCAAACUUUGAGAGUCACCUUGUUCCACUCCUGGCAACAAAACUUGAGGAGGCACAAGUGAAAUCUGAAGACAAAAAGUCUUUAUCAAUCUCUUCAAAAAGUGUCCAUCAUUCACUGCUGUUGCAGGUGUUAUCUGAGGAACUUGGAUGCAAUGUUGAUGAAAUAAUGGGUAUAGAGUUAAAUGUUUGUGAUACACAGCCUGGCUGUCUUGGAGGUGGAAAUAAUGAAUUUAUCUUCUCUGGUAGACUUGACAAUCUUGCUUCGAGUUAUUGUGCACUCAGAUCUCUUCUGGAUUCAUGUAAGUUUCCUGGAGAUUUAGCCAAUGAGCAGGCUAUCAGAAUGGUUGCUUUAUUUGAUAAUGAAGAGGUGGGAUCAAACUCAAUACAAGGAGCAGGCGCACCAACCAUGUUCCAGGCCAUGAGACGCAUUGUUGAUUGCUUAGCUCAGGAUUACAUAGGAGAGGGUGCUUUUGAACGUGCGAUACGUUCAUCUUUUCUUGUAUCGGCCGACAUGGCACAUGGUCUGCACCCAAACUUUUCAGAUAAAUAUGAAGAACACCACAGGCCAGAGCUACAAAAGGGGCUUGUUAUCAAACAUAAUUCUAACCAGCGCUAUGCCACGAGUGCAGUAACUGCCUUUCUUUUCAAGGAAGUGGCAAAUAUUCAUAACCUCCCUGUUCAGGAGUUUGUUGUAAGAAAUGAUAUGGGAUGUGGAUCUACUAUAGGCCCCAUACUUGCUUCUGGGGUUGGUAUCCGAACUGUAGAUUGUGGCAUUCCUCAGCUGUCCAUGCACAGCGUGCGGGAGAUAUGCGGCAAAGAAGAUGUGGAUAUCGCUUACAAACAUUUCAUGGCCUUCUUCCAAUCUUUCUCCGACAUCGAUAGGAAGCUAAGCGUGGAUUUUUAGGUGAUAUCACAGGUUUCCUUCUCUAUGUUGUUUCAAACUAUUCAUAGUUGCAGUAAAAUCAAAUUGUUUAGCAUGUAGAUUUUUUCGUCCCUGUUGGCACCGUUUCACAUAGAACGAAGAGAAGAAAUUCUUGUAGCAAAGCUAGAUUUGAUUACACAACUAUAUAUAACUGCUCUGUGGCAAAAGAGA